This is a messenger RNA of Xylona heveae TC161, 407 nucleotides long. RefSeq lists its product as hypothetical. NCBI's taxonomy places the organism in Eukaryota, Fungi, Ascomycota, Xylonomycetes, Xylonales, Xylonaceae. Bases 93 to 338 code for a protein of 81 amino acids. The record is from RefSeq and is a predicted model, not a curated record. The transcript has a single exon.
AUGAGCUUUGGGAGAAACUACACAUUUUGAGCAGCUCGACCUUUUAUUUAUGUUACGCAGAGCUCUCCCAUAAGAUCCAAUGUCCAGCCUUCAUGAUGCGGGGUAAAAGAGAUGCAUUCCCCCCGCUUCUCUCUUUGGCGCUGACAAUACACGACGUUUGUUUGCUAGUGAUUUUGACGGUGUACGGUAACUGCAUGAUUGGGAGGAGGCUGGAAACGCGUGCCGGCAGUUGCAAAGAGCAAAUCUUACCUGGUACCAGAGUUUCGCUUUUGGACGCGAAGAUUAACCUAAAACUGACAAGGAGUCCGGGGGGAAGAUGCAGGAUGGCGCGACAUUGAGAGCCGAGAAAUCUCCGUCUCUUUUGGCACACUGUUUAUGGCAUAUCAACCCGUAAAGCGGAGGAGUUG